UUUUUGAAUAAUUUUGCGGUAUAAAAGAUGUCUGAAGCCUCAAGAGAACUGUUCACACCAGUGCUAAAGGAACACCUUAACGAUUUCAGUAGCAGUAAUGUCAUUUUCGUGGGAAAAGUUAAGUCAAACGACGGAAGGACCCUGACUCUGACUGAUAGUAAUGAGGAUGAAGUCUCGAUUACCGACUUCAACGGAGACUCAAACAUUACAGGUUUUGUAGAGAUUAGAGGGGUCUCAAGUUCAGAUAGUUCCAUCGAGUUUAAAGAUAUCACCCAAUACAACUCGGAUUUCAACCUCAACCAGUAUGAAGAUAUGCUUAAAUACGGCCACAAGAUGAACAAGGAUUGCUUGCUACCCUAAAAAGUUCAUAUAAAUCCAUUAAAGAAGAAAUUAUGAGAUUUUGAAAAAUUGG
This is a messenger RNA of Moneuplotes crassus, 412 nucleotides long. The record is from the annotation of a GenBank genome assembly. Lineage: Eukaryota; Ciliophora; Spirotrichea; Euplotida; Euplotidae.